GUAUAGGGCUCGAGAGGAAGAGUGAAAGUUUAAGAAAGUGAGAAAGAAAGAUGGAUGGACAGAUAGAUAGAUAGAUGGAUAGAUUGAUUGAUAGAGAAAGAGAGAAAGAGGGGAGUUUGGGACGAUAAGGCGAAACGUAUCCUAACAGAGAAGCCAAAAGGAGGUUGGCAGAGGGUGAUAGCGAGGGGGUUGCGAAACGGGGAUGGGUAUGCGGAGAAGGUGAGUGGCGCGCAGUAUCCGAAGCGUCGGAAAAUACCGUCGACGACGGCGUCGACGUCGGACAGUGCUGGUGAACGAAGCUGUCUGUUCGGUAGUGAGAAAGUGUGCCCUUUGAAGGGUUGCCGUGCCAGGAACAGCGAGAGGCAUCGACUCCUGGCCCGAGACAAACCCUCCUUGACGAUGUCCGCGGAUCCUGUCGACGGCCUUUCCGUCGACGUCGUUCCAUCCGCUCCACGCGACGAGUACAUCGUUCUUCCCAUCUUUAGAUCAACCCUCGUGAAUAUACGUUAGGUGGAAUUCGACGUCCCUCGGAAGAGGAAUACAUGCGUGACCAACGUACACGGUAGCCGCGACAAACGCGAAGAAAAUAUCGCGCGAACACGCGCAAAGAUUUUUAUCGCAUGGAAUUAACAUAAAAACAUGGAACUCUCGAUCGCGAUUUUAACGAAAUAUCGCGAGUCAAAAGGCGAAUCAUUGUGGUCGCAGAAAUGAAAAGCACGCGCGUACCUGCGUUUUGCUUUCACUUUCACCUUCUCCGGAUACUCGUAUCAGUAAGUUACGCUUGCUUUCUGGCAGCUCGAUGUCGAGGUGCAAGGACCUAUCGAGAUGACGUCCUCUUCUACCUGCUGACGUAAUUCCGGAGGAUGCAUCGCAGGAUGUGGCUGCAGCAGACGUUUCUCUUGCUGCAAAUGCUUCACCUGAUUGCUUGGGCCAGUCUUGAAAAUACAGGGCUCUCUGACAGAUUAGAAAAUGUGACGCAAACUAUAUCGCGGAUCCUCGAUGGUUACGAUAUUCGAUUGAGGCCAAAUUUCGGCGGAGAGCCCCUGUUGGUUGGCAUGGACCUUACGAUCGCGAGCUUCGAUGCAAUCUCGGAAGUAAACAUGGAUUAUACGAUAACGAUGUAUUUAAAUCAGUAUUGGAAGGACGAGAGACUGGCGUUUUCUCAAGAAGAGGAGGUUCUCACUCUCAGCGGAGAUUUUGCGGAAAAGAUUUGGGUUCCAGACACGUUUUUCGCCAACGACAAAAACAGUUUCCUACACGACGUGACCGAGCGCAAUAAACUCGUUCGGUUGUCCGGAGACGGAUCUGUCACUUAUGGCAUGAGAUUCACGACGACCCUGGCCUGCAUGAUGGAUCUGCACUACUAUCCGCUGGAUUCGCAGAACUGCACCGUAGAGAUCGAAAGCUACGGAUACACUGUGCUGGACGUGGUAAUGUAUUGGAAACAAACGCCGGUCCGUGGUGUGGAAGAGGCGGAACUGCCACAAUUCACGAUAAUCGGUUACGAAACGAACGAUCGCAAAGAGAGGCUGGCCACUGGUAUAUACCAGAGAUUAUCGUUAAGCUUCAAGCUUCAAAGGAACAUCGGAUACUUCGUUUUCCAGACCUAUUUACCUAGUAUCUUGAUCGUGAUGCUAAGCUGGGUCAGUUUUUGGAUAAAUCACGAAGCAACCAGUGCUAGAGUAGCUCUCGGUAUAACGACAGUCCUCACAAUGACCACGAUAUCCACAGGUGUACGUAGUUCACUGCCACGUAUCAGCUACGUGAAAGCUAUCGACAUUUACUUAGUAAUGUGUUUCGUUUUCGUGUUCGCUGCUCUCCUCGAGUAUGCAGCGGUCAAUUACACUUAUUGGGGCGCCAGAGCCAAAAAGAAGACAAAAAAGAAAGAAACCGACGAGAAAAAAGUAAUUUCCUCGAAAUCAGGAAGCAAAGCAAGUUCUCCUUUUCCUGGCUCAACGGAAGCGGACAUAAUAGAGCUUCAAGAUCUCAGAAUGUCUCCCCUGCCAAGUAUAAGAAACAGAUCAGGCCUAGUUAGUAGUAGUUCGACGCCUGGAACCGGAAGAGAACAUGAUCCGGCCAAGUUUCCUCCUAGCUUUCGAAUUUCCAGAGUCGCGGCCUACAAUACAUACGGGAGAAACGCUGGCCUCAGAUACAGAGGCCCUAAACAACAUAAACCUAAGGUACUACACGCGAUACGGAGAGGAGCAUCCGUAUUGCGCGUGUCGAUGCCGAAGAUCAAAGACGUGAACAUUAUCGACAAAUAUUCGAGAAUUAUAUUUCCCGUCAGUUUUAUGCUGUUCAAUGCCAUUUACUGGGUAUUCUAUUUCCUCUGAGCCUAGCCGUCGCAACAGUCUCAUGCCAUCUGCCGUACGAAGAGAGAUGAAAAAAAAAAAAGAAAAAAAUGGACCAAUCCAUAAUCGAGAAUUUCCAAGAGUCUCAAUGAAAAGGGAAUCAAUUCUAUUUGAACUUGAAUCAAAUUUUGAAAUUAGAUUCCGAAUAGAGUCGACGUUCGGGCCACGAUUGAAAUCGAAAUCUUCAUCAUUUUCGAUCGAAGGGAGCAGGUAUCGAAAGUACUGAAUCGAAAGCUGCCAAUAUUUAUCGACGAGGAAAUAUUUUCAAGGUAUAUCGAUUUAUAAUCUUCAGACGUAAUAAUAUUUUAGAAAAUACGUUCCUAUUCGAUAUUUCAAUUCGAAUGGAUUGCAGUGCGCGGUGCAAAUGGUACUGUUAUUCGAGAAUUUUGUUUUUUUAAAUAAGGUCAGCUGGAAAGAUCAUUUAAAAAUCGAUAACUUUCUUUUUUACCUGUCAUUUACGAAUCAAGCGAUUAACGGUUCAUCUAAAACAAAUUGAGAUUGCAACGAAAGCCAGAGACCGUACUUCGAAAUUAAAAAAUCGUCAACUCCCGUAAUUGUUGCUGGUAUCGGUAUCUGAUGGUAUUUCCACUCAAAUCGAGAAAAGUCGUUAAAUCAACAAAAAUCGUUCGAAAUGAGAGAAGCAUAAAUUUUAGAAGCAUAUAUCAUAAAUUAGAGUAGUUCUCGAUUAAAACUGCUAAUUAUCAUUACUGUAGGUAAAAGAUAAUGUCACUGUUGUCGAUAAUGUCAAUAUUUUCCAAAGCGUGUCUCAUACGUGUUAUCAUACGAGGUUAUCUUAAAACUAUACAGUAGGACUCCGUUCAUAUGAACUUGUGGAGAGACAAGUUGGUUCGGUUAACCAGAAGAUGUAUUCUAUAUAAUAAUCGUCUUUCGUUCUGUUAACGAGAUAAAUAUUUUAUGGAUUAAUAGGAUUGAUAGGAUUAAUAGAUUCCAAAAAUUUGCUCCUGCUACAAACUUGUAUCGACUGCGAAGCAUGUGCCCAAAGUUGGAUUCCCUAUGUCCAUAUAGACUUUACGAUCGAUUAUACAGCGACAGUUUGUUUCUAGACGAUGGUUUGGAAAGUCUACUAGUAAAUCGGUGCUUGUCUUUCCUUUUAAGUCUAAUUUCUUCUACCUUUUUCCGAAUGAUAUCUUAUUAGACGUUAGACGUUCGUAUAGAUCGCAAGUAUACAAUUUCAUGUAUAUAAACGGAGUUCCACUGUAUCUUCAAAAUUUUUACUUUCGAUAAAUAAAUAAUACAAAAUAAAUAAUCGCAACGAUUGUAAAUCUUUUUAUUUAUACGUCAACAUCUUUCGAUACAUGUACCAUACACGACUGUCGAAAUGAAUGUAUACAUUUUUUAACCUGAGUGUGUAUAUGUAUACGUACAUUACAAUGUUAUAUACAUAUACAUGGUUUAACAAUUAAUAAUCCAAUUGUUGAUAAACAUCUGUUCAUUUACACGAACGACGACAGUCUUUAAUACGUACACGAAAUUAGACUUAAUCUUCCAUUCGUUGGUAAUCUGUAUGAAUUUGGAAAAGUUUAGUUCUCCAUUCCUCCAACGUUAAUUGUAAAACAUCAAUUCGAGAAAUCGUCAUACAGCUUACACUCUCUAUAUUUUCGACGAUAAUAAGUAAAAAUUGGUUUGAUAAAAAUUCCCAUACGUCACACACGGCGCACUAUUUCUCAAUGUAGAACAGUACAGGCAUGGUAGUUGUAAAUGGAAAACGAAGAAGGAGAAAAAACAGAAUAAAAAAAGUAUUUUCGGUAUCAUUAGUCCAAAGCUUAAGAAAUCGUUCGAGCUUUAAUUUGAACGGUGAGAACGACGAGAAAAGAUGAUCUAACGAAUGUGAGUACGCGUGAGUGAGAAGAGAAAAAAAAACUGUCUUUUUCUAGGGAAUAUUUUUCUGAAACAUUGAAAAUGCGAUCCUUAUAGAUUGCGCGUGGUAAUGUUAAUUAUUUUAAUAUAAAUCGUAUCUGUAAUUUUAAGGCAAAUUAAAUUUAGCGACUUAAACAACUGUA
Bombus pyrosoma is the source of this 4372-nucleotide messenger RNA. RefSeq names its product gamma-aminobutyric acid receptor subunit beta-like (gene Lcch3). The record is from RefSeq and is a predicted model, not a curated record. Gene Ontology annotation, biological process: chemical synaptic transmission; regulation of membrane potential; nervous system process. Lineage: Eukaryota; Metazoa; Arthropoda; Insecta; Hymenoptera; Apidae. Gene Ontology annotation, cellular component: GABA-A receptor complex; neuron projection; membrane. Gene Ontology annotation, molecular function: extracellular ligand-gated monoatomic ion channel activity; GABA-A receptor activity; neurotransmitter receptor activity. The coding region runs from base 864 to 2333 and encodes 489 amino acids. The transcript has 10 exons.